AUGAUGGUGGACGACAUUGGUGACGUUACUGUGACCAACGAUGGAGCAACUAUUUUAAGCUUGCUAGAUGUGGAACACCCAGCAGGAAAGAUUCUCGUCGACCUAGCUCAUCAGCAGGAUAAGGAGGUCGGGGAUGGGACCACAUCUGUCGUACUCAUUGCCGCAGAGCUUCUUCGCCGAGCGAACGAAUUGAUGAAGAACCGGAUACACCCUACGACCAUUAUCACAGGGUAUAAACUAGCUCUACGCGAGGCGGUCAAAUAUAUGAACGAAAAUAUUAGCACCAAGGUUGAAAAUCUUGGAAGAGAUAGCUUGAUAAACAUUGCAAAGACAUCGAUGUCAAGCAAAAUCAUUGGAUCGGAUGCGGACUUUUUUGCAAACAUGGUGGUGGAUGCUAUACUAUCGGUCAAGACAACAACCCCAAGAAACGAAAUCAAGUAUCCUGUCAAGGCUGUGAAUGUUCUUAAAGCGCAUGGAAAGAGUGCCACGGAAUCCAUACUUGUCAAUGGUUACGCAUUGAACUGUACCGUCGCGUCCCAGGCCAUGCCCACUCGGAUUACGGACGCACGGAUUGCCUGUCUAGACAUGAACUUGCAGAAAGAGCGGAUGAAGCUCGGAGUUCAUAUCACAGUCGAUGACCCCACGCAACUUGAGAAGAUUCGGGAACGGGAAUCCGGCAUCGUCCUUGAGCGUGUGGAAAUGAUACUGAAGGCUGGUGCCAAUGUAAUCCUUACGACCAAAGGAAUUGAUGAUCUUUGCCUUAAAAUGUUUGUUGAAAGAGGCGCAAUGGCAGUCAGGAGAUGUAAAAAGGAAGAUUUGCGGCGUAUCGCGAAAGCUACGGGUGCUACCUUACUCAGUACCCUGUCAGAUCUUAAUGGCGAUGAAAAGUUUGAGCCGUCAAGUCUAGGUCGCGCAGACGAAGUUGUGCAGGAGCGAAUUUCCGACGAUGAAUGCAUUCUCAUCAAAGGAACCAAAUCCCAUACCUCAGCGUCGAUUAUCCUACGUGGAUCAAACGACUUUCAGCUAGAUGAAAUGGAACGAUCUGUCCAUGACUCUCUUUGUGCUGUCAAAAGAGCUCUCGAGAGCGGAAGUAUUGUGCCUGGAGGAGGUGCUGUGGAGACUGCGCUUCAUAUCUAUCUCGAGUAUUUUGCUCUCACCGUGAAUUCACGGGAGCAACAAGCAAUUGGCGAAUUUGCUCAGUCACUUCUUAUCAUUCCCAAAACGCUAUGUGUCAACGCAGCCAAAGAUUCCAUCGAACUUAUCUCCCAGCUUCGCCGCCGCCAUGCCAUCUCACAGUCUCGCGACGAGGGCAAAGCUACUGAAGAAGAGAAAGCUCUUGCAAAACGAAAGGCAUAUCAGAAUUAUGGACUUGAUUUGAUGAAGGGUAAAGUCGCUGAUACCUUGAAAGCAGGCGUCCUUGAGCCCAGCAUGAGUAAAGUUAAACAACUGAAGAGCGCAGUGGAAGCAUGCAUUGCUAUCAUGAGGAUUGAUACGUUGAUAAAGUUGGAUCCGGAACAAAAAGCGGAGGAUGAUGGGCAUGGCCACUAG
Messenger RNA from Uncinocarpus reesii 1704, 1548 nucleotides. Its product is annotated as T-complex protein 1, alpha subunit. The record is from RefSeq and is a predicted model, not a curated record. Lineage: Eukaryota; Fungi; Ascomycota; Eurotiomycetes; Onygenales; Onygenaceae. Gene Ontology annotation, biological process: protein folding. The coding region runs from base 1 to 1548 and encodes 515 amino acids. The transcript is spliced from 4 exons. Gene Ontology annotation, cellular component: chaperonin-containing T-complex. Gene Ontology annotation, molecular function: ATP binding; ATP-dependent protein folding chaperone; ATP hydrolysis activity.